Messenger RNA from Daldinia childiae, 570 nucleotides. RefSeq lists its product as uncharacterized. NCBI's taxonomy places the organism in Eukaryota, Fungi, Ascomycota, Sordariomycetes, Xylariales, Hypoxylaceae. The transcript has 3 exons. The record is from RefSeq and is a predicted model, not a curated record. The coding region runs from base 1 to 570 and encodes 189 amino acids. Gene Ontology annotation, cellular component: membrane.
AUGGAUAGAAUGGCCGACUCUGUGGAAAGAUAUCGGAACUGGAUGCGGCAGAACCCGAAGCAAACCACUGCCUACGUAGUCGCUGGCGUUGCGGUCGCAGCACCGAUGGUUAUCGCCGGCCCGAUUUUAGGUGCUUUGGGAUUUGGAGCAACCGGCAUUGCAGCAGGCUCUGUAGCGGCCGGCGCCCAAACUGCGAAUGUAGCAGCUGGAAGUCUGUUCGCUAUACUUCAGAGCGCUGGAAUGGGCGGUUAUGGAGUUGCCACUGUAGGCGGUAUUGUCCAAGGCGGAGGCAUCAUCAGUGCCAUUCUUACCGCCCUGAGAUCUAAUACUCUCGAUCGGCGAAGACUUAACCCUAUUGAGAAUAUAUGGGGCUCACCAAAUGACUAUGGCGACGACGACGCGGAUGAGGAUGACUCGGAUUCUAACCCUACGUCAAAAUACGAUUUUUUGAAAGCUGCGAACCGGGUCUGGGCUGGGUUUGUAGUUGAGAAACUGAUAAGCAUAAUGAAUAUGAUGCCUCAGCUAAUCGAACGUCUUAAGGAAAUGAAGGAUUCAAUGUUGGGAUACUAA